Miscanthus lutarioriparius is the source of this 1167-nucleotide messenger RNA. Lineage: Eukaryota; Viridiplantae; Streptophyta; Magnoliopsida; Poales; Poaceae. The record is from the annotation of a GenBank genome assembly.
AUGGCGGCGGCGCCGGCGACUUCCACAGCCUCCGCGCCCUCCUCCUUCCCCUCCGCCCGCAGGGCUAGGGCCAGCGCCGGGGCCGGGGCUCGGCCAUCGCUCGUCUCUCUCCGCAUCAGAGCAGCCAAUCCCGCCACGGUCAACGUUACCGCCGCCGCCGACCCCGCCCCGGUCUUCCAGUCCGUCACGGCCUUCGCGCCAGCCACCGUCGCCAACCUCGGCCCGGGCUUCGACUUCCUCGGAUGCGCCGUCGCCGACGCCUCCCUCUCCCUGGGCGACACCGUCACCGCAACCCUCGACCCCACACUCCCGCCCGCCACCGUCUCCAUCGCCUCCGUCACAUCCCCGUCGCGGCCCCACCUCGCGGACCGCCUCUCCAAGGACCCGCUCCGCAACUGCGCCGGCAUCGCCGCCAUCGCCGCGCUCCGCGCCCUCGGCGUCCGCUCCCACGCCGUCUCCAUCCACCUCACGAAGGGCCUGCCGCUCGGCUCGGGGCUCGGCUCCUCCGCGGCCUCCGCCGCCGCCGCCGCCAAGGCCGUCGACACCCUCUUCGGCUCCCGCCUCGCACGCGACGACCUCGUCCUCGCGGGGCUCGAGUCCGAGAAGGCCGUCAGCGGCUUCCACGCCGACAACAUCGCCCCCGCAAUCCUCGGCGGCUUCGUCCUCGUCCGCAGCUACGACCCCUUCCACCUCGUCCCGCUCUGCUCCCCGCCCGCGCUCCGCCUCCACUUCGUCCUCGUCACCCCUGACUUCGAGGCGCCCACAAGCAAGAUGCGCGCCGCGCUGCCCAAGCAGGUCGACGUCCACCAGCACGUGCGCAACUCCAGCCAGGCAGCGGCGCUCGUGGCGGCGGUGCUGCAAGGGGACGCGGGCCUCAUUGGCUCCGCGAUGUCGUCCGACGGCAUCGUCGAGCCCACCAGGGCACCCCUCAUACCUGGCAUGGCGGCUGUCAAGGCGGCGGCCCUGCAAGCUGGAGCGCUGGGCUGCACAAUUAGCGGCGCUGGCCCCACAGCGGUGGCCGUCAUCGAAGGGGAGGAAAAGGGGGAGGAGGUUGCCCGCAGGAUGGUGGACGCCUUCUGGAGCGCAGGCAAACUCAAGGCGACAGCAACCGUCGCUCAACUCGAUACCCUUGGUGCCAGGGUCAUCGCCACGUCAUCGUUGGACUAG